Messenger RNA from Rubroshorea leprosula, 1316 nucleotides. Lineage: Eukaryota; Viridiplantae; Streptophyta; Magnoliopsida; Malvales; Dipterocarpaceae. The record is from the annotation of a GenBank genome assembly.
AAUCAUCACUUUGUUCCCACCAAACAUGGCUUCCGAUAGUACCAGAACCGUACCCAACGCCGCAACACGUCUGUUCAAGGAAAAGUGCCCCACCAGGAGGGCUUAUGUUACCUUGUUGGCUGGAAACGGGGACGAUUUGAAGGGUGUGGAGGGGUUGGCCAGAGGGCUGAGGAAGGUGAAGAGCAAGUACUCACUUGUAGUAGCCAUCCUACCGGACGUUCCUGAGGAACACCGGAAGAUACUGAAGGGCUUAGGGUGCAUCGUCAAGGUGAUUCGACCGGUACUGUAUCAGCCCAAGGAACAUGCCCAUUUAGCAGCGACGUAUCCCUUUCUCUCCAAUUACUCGAAGCUCCUUAUUUGGCAAUUUGAGGAGUACAGCAAGAUGAUGUACUUGGAGGGAGACACGCAAGUGUAUGGGAACAUCGACUUUCUUUUUGACUCUCUAGAUGGCUACAUCCAUGCCCCGUUGGACUGUUUCUGUACCGGAGCACACGAGCAGUGGCCGGAAAGUUUCAAGUGGCCAAAAGAGCUCGGUCCCAAACCUUUAUCCUACUAUAGUGCUAGCAUGUUUGUCUUUGAGCCUAGUACCUCCACCUCAGUUAAUCUAUUGAAUAACCUCAGAAGCAUUACGCGAUCCCAACCGAUCCCCUUUGCCGAGCAGCAUGUUUUUAAUAUGUAUUUCCGCAAAAGGUUGAUUCCAUUCUCAAGAUAUUUCUACGGUGAGUUGACCAUGGUGGAUGAGAAGAAGAAUAUUGAUCAUCUGGAGGAGGUGAUGGUGUUACGCUACGGCUCUCCUCAGUUGAGGCCGUGGAGGCACCCACCAAAAAUGGGGAAUCCAGAAAUUGCGAAUAAGCUGAAGCGGAAGUGGAUUGAUAUUUACAAGGAUCAGUCGUCUGACUUCCAGAAACAAAAAUCAGCAAAGAUGAAGAACUUCCCAAAAUUUCCAUCAGCUACUAGUAGUUCCAAAUGAGCGAAAAACAACGUCUCAGAGGAAAAUAAUAAAAUCAGUUAAGGAAAAUAAGGCAAAUAGCACAACCGUAUCCUUGCGUUUGGCGUGGUGGCGAAGACUGCUUUCUUUUCUUUUUCUUUUUUUUUCUUUUUUUUUUUUUGAACAGUUGCAACUUUCGAAGGUCACGGGAUUGGUCAUCUAGUUUUUGGGUUGAAGGUGCAUUUACAAUGUAAUUUAUAAUUAAAAAAAAAAAAAAAGAAGAAAAAGUAAAGACUGCUUUCUUUAGUCAAAUAUACUGUAUAUGUACUGCUUUCUUUAGUCAAAUAUACUGUAUAUGUACUGCUUUCUUUAGUCAAAUAUACUGUAU